GGAUUAUUGGCCAAACCUGUAAAACCAAUAUCACACGAUCUGGAAGACUUUAUAUCUGAGUCUGGAGAUGCUGGUUUCAUCGUGGUGACUCUGGGAUCGAUGUUGUCCUCACUACCUCUAGUGGAAUUCCUCAAGGAGAUGAAUGGUGCAUUUGCUAAGAUCGAGCAGAAGGUGAUCUGGAGGUAUCAAAAGUCAAAGUGGCCACAAGAGGUGGAAAUUGCUCCCAAUGUGAAAAUUAUGGACUGGGUGUCACAGAACGAUUUACUGGGGCACUCUAAACUGCGCCUUCUGGUGACACAUGGGGGAAUGAACAGUUUGAUGGAAGCUGUGUAUCAUGGAGUUCCUGUUCUUGGGAUACCACUUUUUGGGGACCAGAAUGAAAACAUGGUCAGAGUAAAAGCCAAACAAAUGGGAACUUAUAUUCUACCUGGCCAACUUAAGGCUGACAACUUUGCAAACACCAUUCAACAUGUCAUAGAAAACAAAAGCUACAAGACAUCAGCAAUGAAGCUGCAAGCCAUUAGGAGGUCACAGCCUUUCCUCCAGACCAACAAUUACUGAGAUGG
Staurois parvus is the source of this 566-nucleotide messenger RNA. Lineage: Eukaryota; Metazoa; Chordata; Amphibia; Anura; Ranidae. The record is from the annotation of a GenBank genome assembly.